Molecule: messenger RNA, 2771 nt
Organism: Nerophis lumbriciformis (worm pipefish)
Lineage: Eukaryota; Metazoa; Chordata; Actinopteri; Syngnathiformes; Syngnathidae
Source: RefSeq, a predicted model, not a curated record
AAAACACACGCUAUUGGCGCUUAUUUUGUAUAAACUUCAUCAUCGCACGACUUGUUCUUCUAUUUAAUAAAUGUUUAAAUAGAAAGUUAUGGAUUUUUGGAUUACACGUGAAGGCACCAUUCGGAGGGUGACUGGUUUUCAUUUCGAGAACUCGAAACCGAAACCUAUGCGUGUGCUGGAGUUGACACAGCACACUCGUAUGGGCGCCGACCGCCGAAUAAUUCGGACUCUUAAAUAUAUUUUUUUUACACAUGACGAUUAAUUAACGAUGGAUGCUGACGAUUACGUAGCCAAACUAAACACUUACAUUCAAAGACAUGAUUUGAAACACCACUAUGAAGACGCAGGAACUGAAGGCCCGGAUCACAUUAAAAAAUUUGCCAUAAAAGCUGUUGUCAAUGGUAAGGCCUACCUAGAAGGAGUGGGAAAAAAAAAGAAGGAAGCCAAACAAAAGGCUGCCAAGCAUGCUCUACAGGGCUUAUUGAAAGAGACAGAGAGUGCAUCAGAUUCCUCUGUGGGACUGGUCCAUUCUCAUGAUGAUCAUGUAUCCUGGCUCCAUUCUUACGGUAAAAAAAUCAACAUGCAGAUCACCUGUCACGAGUCCACCAAAGGCACGACUUUUCAAUGUAGAUUUUUGGUUGGAAAGAUUGAGUAUCCGGAUGCAACUGGGACAACAAAGAAGGAAGCUGAGGAAGAAGCUGCAAAACUUGCUUAUCUUAAGAUAAAUGCUUCAGUGACUGGAGAUGAGAAACCCUCUUCUACCUCCAGUCAACAAAUAGAAGACAUGAGGAAAAGUAUAUCGGAGAUUUGUGGCAAGACACACAAUUUGAAGACCAAAGAUGACUUUGUUGAGCCAAAUUUUAUCGGACGCGUCCUCUCCAUCUGUCAGAGAACAAAUCGCAUUCCUAAUUUCAUCGAAAUGGAGAGAUGUGGCCCUCCUCAUGACCUUAGAUUUGUCUUCAAGUUAGUGAUCGAUGGACAACACUACCCUGCGUGUGAGGGGAAGAGUAUUAAGGAAGCGAAGCAAAAGGCUGCUCAGUUGGCCUUAUCUGACCUUUGUAAGGGUUUGGACAGUGAGACUGGAGAUGAGAAACCCUCUUCUACCUCCAGUCAACAAAUGGAAGACAUGAAGAAAAGUAUAUCAGAGAUCUGUGACAAGACACACAAUUUGAAGGUCGAAGAUGACUUUGUUGAGCCAAAUUUUAUUGGACGCAUCCUCUCCAUCUGUCAGAGAACAAAUCGCGUUCCUAAUUUCAUCGAAAUGGAGAGAAGUGGCCCUUCUCAUGACCCUAGAUUUGUCUACAAGUUAGUGAUCGGUGAUCAACACUAUUCUGCGUGUGAGGGGAAGAGUAUUAAGGAAGCCAAGCAAAAGGUUGCUCGGUUGGCCUUAUCUGAACUUCAAAAGGGUUUGGACAGUGAGGUUUCACCUUCUCGUGCCAAUAAUCCACCAACCAACCGGGAUUCCUCAGCCAAUAAGUCCCCUAAUGUUCAGUUAAAGAGCCCAUCUACAAACAUCUCAAAUCGCUUUGUUGAUUCUUCUCCCAAAAUUCAGGGUAAAAGUCCAGACUGCAAACCUAAAGUAAAAAUUGCAGCAAAUUUUCCAGAUAGGUGCCAACAAAAGGACGCGAAGAGCGCAGCUGUCAAAGGGGACCAUACCUCGAGGUUCAAGGAGGACUUUGAUGUGAUAGAACACCUUGACAAUGGAAGUUUUGGACAUGUUUUAAAGGCUAAACACAAGUUGGAGGGAAAGUACUAUGCUGUAAAAGCCGUGUCUUAUAUAGAUAACUGUCUGCGUGAGGUGUUGGCUCUAUCAGACUUUCAACACGACAACGUUGUGAGAUACUACACAUGUUGGUUGGAAGACGGUGCUUACCAGUCUUCCAGUGCAGGUCGCUCUUCCUGUCCCUUCUGUAGGUCUCCACCGAAGAAGACCCUUUAUAUUCAGAUGGAGUUGUGUGAAACCGAAACUCUCCGUAUCUGGAUAGACGAUAAGAAUGAAAAGAACGUGGAGCGUUCACAAAGAAGACAGGACAGCCUUGCCAUUGCAAAGCAAAUAGUGAGUGGCGUCGAGUACAUUCAUUCCAAAAUGUUUUUUCACAGAGAUCUGAAGCCUGCCAACAUCCUGUUUGGGCCAGGAGAAGUCAUUAAGAUUGGGGAUUUUGGCCUAGUUGCUGACAAUGAGAGAAAAGAGAGAAGCGGAAACCCGGGAACCCCGAGUUAUAUGGCGCCUGAGCAGAAAUACAAGAACAUCUACGACCAGAAAGUGGACAUAUUUGCUUUGGGUCUCAUUUUUUUCGAGCUCUUCUGGCAAAUCCAUACCAUGAAUGAAAGGGGAAGGCUUUGGGAUGAUAUCAGAAAUAAGAGACUUCCUGCAGAGUUUACACGUCAUUUCCCUGCAGAGGACCAAAUGAUUAAGGCGAUGCUUAAUUUGAAACCAGAAGACCGGCCUGAAGCAAGUCAACUCAAGGCCGACCUUGAGGCGUGUGCUCGUGUACUAAUGCUUAAUGUUAACGACAGAAACACUGUCUAACACACAUUUUAAUCGUCAUGAAUGAUGAGGCGAAAUGGUGCGCAGUGGGUUCCAAUCUCGGCUCAGACGUCUCAGUGUGGAUUUAACAGGUUCUUCCAGAGCUUGGGUAGCUUUCUUUUCACAUCAUAUGCAUCUUAGGUUCUUUGGUGACUCUAAAUUAUCCAUAAGUGUGAAUAUGAUUGCUUGUUUAUGUGUCGUGUGAUCAGGCUAAAUUUGCAAACACGAAUGAGGAAUUAUUUUC